Dreissena polymorpha is the source of this 1540-nucleotide messenger RNA. RefSeq names its product WSCD family member CG9164-like. The coding region runs from base 410 to 1540 and encodes 376 amino acids. The record is from RefSeq and is a predicted model, not a curated record. The transcript is spliced from 6 exons. NCBI's taxonomy places the organism in Eukaryota, Metazoa, Mollusca, Bivalvia, Myida, Dreissenidae. Gene Ontology annotation, molecular function: sulfotransferase activity.
UUAACAUAAACAGAAAUACUCUUUUUUGAGUGGGUAAGACUGUUAUUAUUUAACUUAAGAACAAACUUGUAUUGAAUCAAUCACAUGCAUCAUUGGGCAAGAAUAGAACCCGUUCAGUCUAUGUCAACAAAUUAGUAAAUUAAUUAAUUUUAAAUAUGCACAAUAAGGAUCGUGUUUAAAUGUUCAAUUUUAGUUGUUUUUUCCAAUCCAUUUUUUUAAAGCAAAAUGACACGUAUGGCGAUAACGUAUAUAGCUUGGAUUACACUUUUAACUCAAUUGUGAAUAUUUUAUUCCGAACCUCAGACUUUAAGUCGGUAAAUUGGAUUGUUAAUAUUCUGGAAUUUAUAUAUGUGGAGAACUUUUUAUCAGCUGCAAACUCGAAAAUUUGAUCUCAGAGAGUAGAAAGGAAAUGGUUAAUAGAAAGACAUAUUUCUACUUGGUAGUUGUCUCCCUGAUAUCUUUGCUGAUAACGUACGCUAUUAACUUUAAUGGUGGUCUAUUGCAUACACCGGCAGACAUUGAGUUGAAUGAAAAAGAAUUUUACCCCAAGUCGCUGUACAAUCCCACAACCGCGGACAUCUCAAUCCCUGAACCAUGUGGCGCGGUGAGCUGGACCAACGCGAUGGAGUCCAUCAUCACGCCGGACUUCUUCUUGCGACAGACCAACAGACACACGCCCAAAGAGCAGUUCUUUUUCUUCAGAAACUUUACCAUAGAAAACCAUACGAGCGAGAUCUCCAUACCGCGCUAUUUCCGGAAGUGCGUGAAUAUCACGGCGGGGCAUCUGGAAAUAACGACGCUCAUGACGAUGAAUCACAGCGUUUUCAACGAUCUUCAGUGUCCAAUACCCGAGCCGCAUUUCUGGGACCGAAAUAAGUGGCAUACUGCUUUGGCAAGCUACAUGGGGUCUGGAAACACGUGGGUGCGACACCUGAUAGAAACCAUGUCGGGUGUUUUAACAGGCAGUCUGUAUAAUGAUCGUCAGCUGUUGACCGCCUUUGAAGGCGAAGGCCAGACGGAGCGCGUGAUUGUCAUCAAAACGCACGAGCUCGCUAUGCGCCAUAAUCAUAUGUUCAACCGCGCGGUAUUGCUGGUUCGAAACCCCUACGAUACCAUACUGGCCUGGUACAAUUUCGAACGUUCCAAGUCCCACAAGGGGUAUAUGGACAGAGUAGAUUUUGUGAAAAGAGAUUGGAUACAAUUUAUUCCAAGUGCAGUCUUGGGUUGGAGAAGAUUUAUUGAAAGCUGGGUGCUUGAUUUCCACGGGCCAGUUUUCCUUCUAUCGUAUAAACGACUACAAACCGAUUUCUUCAACGAAAUCAUCCGAGUGGCGCUCUUUUUAGACAUUCCACUAACAUUCGGCCGACUUCGGUGUUUGCAUCGCGAAAGCGAGGGUGGUUACCAUAGAGAUAAGCCAAGUUGGAUGACGCGGGAAAAUGUGUUCACGAUUCCAUCUGAGGAAGUGAUAGAAAAGGAACUCCAGUUGGUUAGGAAAGUUAUAUGGACAGCAUUCAAUACAACGUUGGAUGAUUUAGAAUGA